UCUUUUACCGUGUGCCGCUCACUCAACCAGUUGCAAUUUCAGAGACACCGGACACCGGAGAGAGACAGGGGUGAAGAUGCAGGUUGCAGCUGGUUCGCAGGCGGCGAUGGAGAGGGGCGACCAGCAGAGCGCCAAGAAGCCGAGGCUGACUUGCUGAGCCGCUCCUCCAUGCCCCAGUGAAGCAGGAGAAGAUCUCCAGGACGCCGCGGAGCUCGGGUUCCUGCGCCUGCCCGCUGAUGGAAUGGCCGUGGCCGCGCGCCGACCAGUACGUUGCCCGGACCAGCGCGGGGACAGCGCGGGUACACGGCCAAGGGCUUGCCCCCCGUGAACCCUCCGGAAGUCACGAGCCAUCGCGUAAGAUUGCCGCAGCCGAGUUCGAUUUCAGUUCCAGUUCAGCCGGCGACAGCUGCUAAUCCGCGCCCGGCAAGGAUUGGGAGCUCUCCGGUAAAUAAAAGGGCGGCCGCGGUGGGAGCAGCUGCCCCAACUUGAUUCGUUCGCCUCCCUCCCCGAUCCCCAGAUCCAAUCCAAGACGCCAUCCAUGGCGGCGAAGGUGCUCCAGCUCCGUAGCUCCGACGGCAAGGUGCUCGUCGCUCCGGCGUGGGACUAUCGCCCCACCGCCGCCCAAGCCCGCCCGCUGGAGAUGCGGGUGCCCUCGCGCGUCCUCGAGAGGGUGCUCCAGUACUGGACCAAGCACAGCCUUGCCAAGGCAACCGGUGAGUCCCGGGAGUCCCUCGCCCGCUGGGACGGCGACUUCCAGCGCCGUCUCGAGGAAGACGGCCUCGCCAAGGAGGCUGCCGCAGCCGCCCAAGAACUCCGCCGCUACGGCGUCGACCAUGGAGGGCGUCCCCAUCGCUACGCCGCCACGGCCACAUCUGAUGUCGCUGCUCCUGCCAAGGCGGCCCGUGCUGAUCCCGUCCGUGUCUGGUGUGUCAACCACGAAGAACGCAGCCAUACGCCGGCGAUGCCCGGCUCCGUCGUUGCCUCUGAUAUUGCCUCCGCCGCGCGCCCUGGGCCUGCCACCACCUUGCCGGCUGCUGCUGGUGCUGACCCCGUGGAUGUCCGGUGCGCCAUCCGUGCCCGUGGACGCCAGAUGGCUGAAGACGAGGAGUCCGCUUGCCACCACCGCAAGCGCCCGGCUUCCAAGGCUCCACUCUGCCUGCCUGCCACUGCUGUUGCGCCCGUGAAGAAGGUCUCUCGUCCCGUCGCUUCCAAGGCUCGCUCUUUCGUCGGCUCGACACCAUUGCCAGUCACUGCUGCUGUGCCCAGUGUGAAGAAGGCGACUCCAGCUUCAACUCUGCGCGCAAGAAGGGGAAUGGGGGAGCUCAGCUGCAAGGUUCCGAAGCAAAACCGUGUCACCGCUGCAGCACCAAUGAAGCAACCAAUUGCUUGGCUGCGUCCAGUGGUAUUACGCCCUUGCUAGUCUUUUACCUUCCUAAACCAUUCACACAUGAGUUUCAUUUAAUCUUUGCCUUGCCUAGUCUUUUAGUUGCUUCCUAAACCAUGCACACAUAAGUUUCAUUUAAUCUUUGUCCCUCUAGGUUCUGCACUUGCUUACCAAGAUUACUAGUGUUCUUUGAAUCCCUUUCAGUCAUUAGUAAUUUUACAAGGGUGUCGGCAGAGUCUCCAUCUAGCUAGGCAGCAAAAACCUUGUUAAGAUGUGUGCGGCAUAGUUACACUACAUCCACACCUGGUCCUAAGUUAAGGGUUUAAGUAAAUAAAGGGCAUUUUCAAUAAAUCAAAGUGAAGCAGAUGAGCCAAAAAAAUUGGAAACUCAUGUACUGCAAUUCCGGCACGAGACAGAGCGUAAAACGCACUCGCCGCAAAAUGCAAAACGCCCGCUUGCUACCCGGCUUGUAGCAGGAAAAAGGAGUAGAAUUGAACUUGUCGAUACACACAGUAAUCAUGUGAGCUGCCUAGCGUCUGGAGACUAUGCUGACUCUCCUGUAAAAUUAAUCUUGGCUGACUUGGAUUCUUAGGCAUUGGCGUCUUGGUGAGUUAAAGUUGCAGUUUCCGAAGAGUACCAUUGGUUAGUGAACUCUUGUGUGUAUGUGUGGGUGAAGCUUUGAGCUCAGCAAGUCCUUGAUGUACCGACUAUCAAGUCAUACUGUAACCAAUUUUAGAUAUGAAUGAGAAAAUUGUUGGCCUGAA
This is a messenger RNA of Triticum urartu, 2148 nucleotides long. RefSeq lists its product as uncharacterized. The record is from RefSeq and is a predicted model, not a curated record. Lineage: Eukaryota; Viridiplantae; Streptophyta; Magnoliopsida; Poales; Poaceae.